Hordeum vulgare subsp. vulgare (domesticated barley) is the source of this 859-nucleotide messenger RNA. RefSeq lists its product as uncharacterized. Bases 277 to 600 code for a protein of 107 amino acids. The transcript has a single exon. The record is from RefSeq and is a predicted model, not a curated record. Lineage: Eukaryota; Viridiplantae; Streptophyta; Magnoliopsida; Poales; Poaceae.
GCGCCUGGCCGCGGCAGCGCCACGCCCGUGACCUCUCAACCUCUCCGGCCGAUGCCCAACGGUGCCACGCCUGUGGCCGCCCAUCCGCGCCGACCGCCGGAUUCUCCGCGCAACAACGCCCCAGAAGCAGCCCCGACCAUCAAGCAGUGUACGAUUCCCCGCGAACAUGGCGCUUCAUCUCCAGCGCGCAUCCUAGUGCGGCCCGUCGGCUCGCAUCAGAUGUGCUAGCCCGGCCAUCGGCCGCGUCGAGCACACCGCGACACAAGGCGACCUUGGAUGUAUGGCAUGGCGGGGUGGACACCAACGGCCGUGCCCGCAUCUGCGGCCUUCCUCGGCACAACCGUCUACGACGGCGGUGCUUUCACAGUGCAACGACGCCCGCUACCAAUAAGGGUCGUCGGCCUGGUUCCGCCCAUCCAACGCGCAGCACGACGAGUUCAUCGAGCGCGUGGCACGCUACAGCACGUAGCGCGAUGGCGGGGCCUUGCCCUCCCGGCUGACAGGACGGCCGGCAAGGCGGCGCAGCGCCCCGAGGUCGCGGACCUCCAUUGGGAGGCAGCGCAGUGCCCCAAGCAGCGUCCAGCGGACGACAACGGCUAAUGGCCGGCACCCAGCGUGAAGACAACCCAUGGGGAAGCACGACGGCCUCCAAUCGGAGACGUGGUGUUCCUUCUAAAUUCUCCAAGAUGGGGAUUUCUUCUGCACGCAGCCAAAGCGAACCGAAUCUCGUUCGUGGUCGUGGCUGUACAGAGAAUGACGAGAGCAUCUUAUCUCUUCGUAUACUUCACAUUUUAGCACUUCUCGUUACCCUUAAUGGCAUAUAAGUUCUAUAACUAGCAUAUAGGCCCACAGGCUUUAU